UCACGGGCAAGGGAGGGCCAGAGUCCGGCCUGACUCGGAAGUCGAAGCCGCGCCGGUUGCCAUGGCGGCCAACUGGGGGGAGGUGUGCGCCCUGCUGCUGGUGUCCGUGCUGUGGGGUGUCACCAACCCGCUGCUGAAGGCGGGCACCGCGGGCCUGGACGCGGUGCGGAGCCAAGGCCGGGGGCCCGGGCCGGGCCGGGGUCAGCUACCACAGCUCUUGGAGGAGAUGAAGUUCUUGGCUCUCAACUACAAGUACAUGGUGCCCUUCCUCCUCAACCAGUGUGGCUCCCUCCUCUUCUACAUCACGCUGGCCUCUGCAGAUCUGACCCUCGCCGUGCCCCUCUGCAACUCGCUGGCCCUGAUCAUCACGCUGGGAGUCGGGCAGUUCUUCGGGGAAGACAUCGGUGGAAAACGGGCGGCGGUGGGCCUGCUGCUCACCAUCUCCGGCCUGGCCCUGUGCAUAGCGAGCUGUGUGAAUGACAGUCAGUGACCGUGGCCCGGAAUCCCGCAGAGCUACAGGGAAGCAGGCGGGGGUCCCCAGCGGGGCCGGGAAGCCGAAGGCCCCACGGCCUUGUGAAGGUGGAAAGCCAAAGGGCCCCUGGCCACGAGCUGGUCCCCGCCUGCCGCCGCCUCCCGCCCGCCCCCGUCCCCGUCCCCGCAUCCAGCCCCGUGACUCACUGAGGCCCCAGGCAGAGCUGUUGCCACCGCCGCCACCAAACACGGCCGACACUCGCCUCUACUGCCGUCCCUCCGUGGCCCAAGGGCGCCGGCCCCUCGGGAGCCGGUCUUGCCCGCGUGUCAGAGGAGGGGGCGUCGGGGUGCCAGGUGCGGGGUUCGGGAGGCUGGGGCCGGGGCCGGGGCCCCCUCUGCAGGUGCCAGCCGCCCCAGGAGGCCUCUGCAGAUCAGUGGGUUUUCUCAGCCGCAGCCCCGGGCCAAGCCAGCCCCGGGACGGAGGGGAGGCGUGGGCUGUUUCCGCUGAGGAGAGAGAGCGGGUCAACCCGCGGACAAAAUGGCCGCACCGGUGCAGCUCCUCGAGGAGCUUCAGAGGCCCCAGCCCUGGCGCACGCUUAGCCUUCAGCGAAGCCAGACUAGUGGAGGGGGUCCGAAGUCCUGGGUUCUAAUCCCGAUGCUGCCCCUUGCCUGUUGGGGGACCUCGGACGAGCCACCGCCUUUCUCUGGGCCUAAGUUUCCUCAUCUGCAAAAUGGGGAGUCAGUACCUAUUCUCCCACCUACUUAGACUGUGAGCCCCCGCUGGGAUAAGAGACUGUGUCCAAUCUAACAUCACAUUCAUUCAUCUGUUCGUAUUUAUUGAGCAUUUACCGUGUUCAGAGCCCUGUACUAAGCGCUUACACCUAACAAUAAAUGCUGCAACGAUUAAGGCGACAUUCA
This is a messenger RNA of Ornithorhynchus anatinus (platypus), 1389 nucleotides long. It is a transcript of the gene TMEM234, whose product is annotated as transmembrane protein 234. The record is from RefSeq and is a predicted model, not a curated record. The transcript has 5 exons. The coding region runs from base 62 to 490 and encodes 142 amino acids. NCBI's taxonomy places the organism in Eukaryota, Metazoa, Chordata, Mammalia, Monotremata, Ornithorhynchidae.